UUCUGUUCGCAAGCUGACGCCCCCGCGCCUAUUUCCUCGCUGUCGUAUUUCCUUUUCUUCUUCACCUUCCCUCACCGUGCAUCCAUGCUCCACCUUCUUCCACCUUUUCCUCCUCCCAAUCUCAAGCUCCAUCGACCUGCGAUGUGCACCAUAGAUUAAGCCGAGCAGCUCUGGUUUUCGCGAGCAGGCCGGGCGCGAGUUGUGAGUACAAAACUAAACAAAGCGGAGAGAGAGAGAGAGGAGGAUAAAAGGGGAGGGGGCUCCAGCAAAAGCAGACGAGGGAGGCAGAUCAGAACCCCCCGGUCGCCAUUUUUCUUCUCUUUCACUUCGGUGUUUGUUGCACACACACCGACCAGUACUAGACUACAUACACCACUGCUCGCUCUAGCCACUCCACAGUACCAGCGGUAGGCCUUAACCCCUAGCUAGAAGAAGCAUUCAGCGAUUCAGGACCAAGCUCCGGCGUGGUGUUCUCCCCUCUGCCCAACCAAGUCGUGCCUAGGUACUCUUUCCUUCGUAGCAGCCGCAUUGCCAGCAGCCACCUCCCGGAGCCAGCCGCGCGCCUCCCCGGUUCGAUUCGGCGGUGUGUGAUCCCCGGCGAGAUUGGCGGCGGCGUUGCCUCUUCGCGGCGCCCACUUUGCCUCCGAGAUUUGGGGCGGGUCUCCGGCCAAGAAUCCGGGAUUCCAUUUUUGGGCGGAGCCAAAUUGGUCCGAGAUUUGAGGCUUCCUUGCGCGGCCACCAGCGCCUUCCUUGUAUAGAGAGAGGCGGCGGCGCGGGCGGAGACCGGUUGGGUUCUUCUUGGGCUGCUGCUUCGGGCGAGACGCCGGCGGCGUGCCAUGAGACGAUGAUGAGGGAGGAGAGCAACAAGAAGAGCAAGGUCUCCUGGUCCAAGUCCCUCGUCAGGAAGUGGUUCAACAUCAAGAACAAGGCGCAGGAUUUCCACGCCGACUACCACGCCACCCACAGCCAAACCCAAACCCAAGGCGCAGGACGGGAUGGUGGCGAGCGGAGGACCAGCUGCUCAGAGAGGGACGCAGGCGCUGCCAAGAAAAGCAGCACAACUGACCGACCGUUGAAGCGGAAUGUCGAUCGGAUUCGUCGAGGAAGGAACGAGUUUGAUGUGUCGCGCGCGACAGAAACUCAAGAUUACAGAAUCUUUGCCUCGACCUGGAAUGUUGGUGGUAAAGCCCCAUCAAGGGGGUUAGAUCUAGAUGACUGGCUCCAUUCUUCACCACCUGCUGAUAUUUAUGUGCUGGGAUUUCAGGAAAUUGUUCCCUUGAAUGCCGGGAAUGUUCUUGGCACCGAAGACAAUGUUCCGGCGAAAAAGUGGGUAUCACUUAUCAGGAGGACACUGAACAAGAAUCCUGGGCCUAGCAGCCAUGGCGGGUAUCGCACGCCAUCCCCUGUCCCUGAUCCGGUCGUGGAAUUGGAUGCUGAUUUUGAGGGGUCAUUGAGAAGACAGGAUAGCUCUUCAUUCUUCCACCGCCGGUCAUUCCAGAACCUUAGUCGGAGUUUAAGAGUUGAUGGCAAUGAUAUCUUUUCGCAACCAAGAUUGUACCGCAGGUUUAGUGUCUGUAACCCACCUAGCUUUGGAGGCAGGCCAAGUGAUUUUACUGGAAAUUGUCAGUGUAUGGGAUCACCGGAUGAUGAUUAUAUUGAUGAGGAUGCAAGUAAUGGAGCUUAUUUUUCACCAUUCCCAUAUGGCUAUGGUGGUUCCACACCUAUGGAAGAAAACAACGAGCAGCCAAAUACGUCUAGGUACUGUUUGGUUGCCAGCAAACAGAUGGUUGGUGUUUUUCUCACAGUUUGGGUACGAAGUGAAAUAAGAGCUGAUGUUAGAAACCUGAAAGUUUCUUGCGUCGGUAGAGGACUAAUGGGUUAUCUUGGAAAUAAGGGUUCUAUAUCAAUAAGCAUGUCUUUGCACCAUACAACCUUCUGUUUUGUAUGUUGUCAUUUGACCUCUGGGGAAAAGGAGGGAGAUGAAUUGCGCAGAAAUUCUGAUGUUAUGGAGAUCUUGAAGAAGACGAGAUUUCCUCAGGUUCGCGGAUGUGGUGAUCUCAAAUCACCGGAAACAAUUCUUGAGCAUGAGCGUAUCAUAUGGCUUGGUGAUUUGAAUUACCGGAUUUCUCUUCCAUACUCAUCGGCAAAAGCUCUGGUUGAAAUGCAUAACUGGAAGCAACUGUUGGAGAGAGAUCAGCUUCGUAUAGAGCGAAGACGAGGACAUGUUUUCCAGGGAUGGAUAGAAGGAAGGAUUUAUUUUCCUCCAACAUAUAAAUACUCUUUCAACUCAGAUCUGUAUUCUGGUUAUGGUGUGCGUCCCAAAGAAAAAAGGAGAACACCAGCUUGGUGUGAUCGUAUUUUGUGGCAUGGUAACGGCCUCAGUCAGUUGUCAUAUGUCCGUGGAGAAUCUCGCUUCUCCGACCACCGACCAGUGUACAGUAUUUUCAUGGCGGAGGUCGAAAUUCUCCGCCAGAGGAAAAGAAACCUGGGUUAUUUCAGCUCUAAAAUUCAGGUGGAAGAGCUUUUGCCAUAUUCUCACAGCUCUGGAGGCACGAAAUUGUACUAAUUCAGCCCUCACCAUGCCGUAAGCUGACUGAUUCUUGGUGAUCAAUAACAUUUGCUCCAAGAUUGAUAGAUGAUCAGAUGCGAAUGUGACAAUAUUUUUUUCCAUCUGUCUUAUUUUUUUGUGUGUUCGCUUUUGAGGCGGACACUUUGCAUUUCAGCAACUAUUGCCAAGAUCUAAUGCCUUGAACAGAUGCUUAGGGAACACAUUGUGCACUAACAGGAUAUUCAGGCAAUUUUGCGACUAACAAUUUGCCUGGGGUGGUGGGAAGAAUCAGCCAGCCAACAUGAACUAACUAUACAAGCCUUUCCAGUCCAUUCCCUCUUUGAUUAGAUGCAAUCUUAGCAAGCUCCAUCCACCACCUUUUUCUUGUCCCUUUUUCGUCCUUUGGAAACUCUGUAAAAAAUCAGUUAGGCUGGCCAUUGUAUGUUAUCAUCACCAUGAGUUGUAGAAUCAUUGCAGAACGGCGGAUGGAAUGAUACAUGGAAUUGAAAAAACUAUAAAUAUUUGUUCUAGAUGAUCA
Lolium perenne is the source of this 3086-nucleotide messenger RNA. Its product is annotated as type I inositol polyphosphate 5-phosphatase 4. Gene Ontology annotation, molecular function: inositol-polyphosphate 5-phosphatase activity; phosphatidylinositol-4,5-bisphosphate 5-phosphatase activity; phosphatidylinositol-3,4,5-trisphosphate 5-phosphatase activity. Gene Ontology annotation, biological process: phosphatidylinositol dephosphorylation. Lineage: Eukaryota; Viridiplantae; Streptophyta; Magnoliopsida; Poales; Poaceae. The record is from RefSeq and is a predicted model, not a curated record.